This is a messenger RNA of Fukomys damarensis (Damara mole-rat), 1214 nucleotides long. It is a transcript of the gene Tspan10, whose product is annotated as tetraspanin 10. Lineage: Eukaryota; Metazoa; Chordata; Mammalia; Rodentia; Bathyergidae. The record is from RefSeq and is a predicted model, not a curated record. The transcript has 3 exons. The coding region runs from base 159 to 1193 and encodes 344 amino acids. Gene Ontology annotation, cellular component: membrane.
UGAUCCUGCUGUGACUCUGGAGUGUGCGUAGCACUUGCAGCUGCCCCCAGCCUGAGCUGCACAGCUCGUGGAGCAGACCAGGGCCCCAAUAGCCCCAGCCAGAGAGGGAUUGGUCAUUUUCCUAGCCCUGCGCUGAGGGCUUCUCUUCCAAUAAGAGGAUGGAUGAGGGGGAAUGGAGCCCACUGCUGCCACAGGAUGUUGUAGGCCAGGAGCCGCCCCUCUCCAUGGACAGUCCAGCCACACCAAGCCACCUAGGUCCAGCACCUCAGGGAGACAAGUUGGGGACCUGGAUCUGCUGCUGCUGUGUUCCUGGAGCCAAGCACCAGGCCUCAAGGGGAGGCCCUGCCACCUCCCUCCCUGUGGGGAGCAGCUGCAUCAAGUGCCUGAUCUUCCUCUCCAACUUCCUCUUCUCCCUGCUGGGCCUGCUGGCCCUGGCCAUAGGGCUCUGGGGCCUGGCUGUCAAAGGGUCUCUGGGAAGUAAUUUGGGGACAGCCCUCCCCCCAGACCCCAUACUGGGGCUAGUGCUUGGUGGGCUGGUGGUCAGCAUUGUGAGUCUGGCUGGCUGCCUAGGAGCCCUCUGUGAGAGCAGCAGCCUCCUUCGCUGCUUCUGGGGGGCCAUCCUUGGCCUUCUGGUGCUUGAGGCGCUGGCGGGGGCCCUUGUAGUGGCCUUCUGGGGUCCCCUACAGGAUGGCCUGGAGCACACCUUACAAGUGGCCAUCAUGCACUACCAGGACGACCCAGACCUGCAUUUCCUCCUUGACCAAGUCCAGCUGGGGUUGCAGUGCUGUGGGGCAGUGUCCUACCAGGACUGGCAGCGGAACCUGUACUUCAACUGCAGCUCUCCAGGGGUGCAGGCCUGCAGCCUUCCUGCCUCUUGCUGUAUCAACCCUCAGGAAGACGGGAACUUGGUGAACACCCAGUGUGGCUUCGGGGUACUACACCUGGACCAGGCCGCAGCAGGGCAAGUUGUAUACCUGGAGGGCUGCAGCCCCAGGCUGCAGCAGUGGCUGCUUGGGAACAUACAGACCAUGGGCGGCUGUGCCAUCGUCAUUGUGCUAGUCCAGGGGGCUGAGCUCCUGCUGGCCACCCUGCUGCUGAAAGCUCUCAAGGCCCAAAAGCUAGAGGAGGACCCCAGGCUGGGCCCCCCUGAGCAUGGAGCUACCUAUGCUGCUUUCCCCACUGCACAGGGCUAAGGGAGGAGAGGCCAAGGUAUA